CAAGUACCUUGUGAUCUGAUGAGAUCAUUGCUGAUCUCCCAAAGAGGAGGUCGCAGGUUCAAGUCUCAUCACCAUCAAAGAUGUUUACAUUAAUAAGAUCAAAUACUAUAUAAUAGGUUUGGCGAAUGUUACAAAAAAAUUAAAAAAUCUUCACUUUCCUUGGUGGAAAAACCAAAAAAGAAGAAUUGUCACCGUUGUCUCCUCUUCAAAAGACAUAACUCUCUCUCAGUACCCUCCUCAAAAUUACACCAAAAACAGAGCGCGCGCGUAAAAUCUAAAACCCGAGCUCCAGGAAAAUCCCCAACUUUCCUGUUGUAAACCUGUAAUCUCUCUUAUCUCUAUCUCCUCAUUGUGUCGUCACGCCCAAAAAUUCCGCUUUCCAGUCUCCAGUCCACACCAACCCUAACCCCACCUCUCCGCCUUUACGCACUCACAGUCGUUCCUGUCGCCUUCAACUCACGACUUUCCGCACCGCCAUUUUCUCUCUCUAUCGAUGUCCAAUUAUAUACGGAGUAUAAAUUAGGGUUUUUGGUCUUUUCGUUUUCUUUUUCAAAUGACCGCCAAUCCAAUAUCUCCACAAGCGCCAUCUGAUGCUACUAAGGACUCUGAGGUGGAUUCCUCUUCUGCUGCCUCUAGCGCAGUUCUCGAAGCUUCCAAGACUCCCGAGAAGGAGGAGUUUGCUGAAGUCGCAGGGGUGACUGACAAAGAGGGUGACACGGAUAUGGCGGCAGCGGCGGUGGAUGAUCCCAUGGAGGAGGAUCCGGCAGCUCCUGCCACGGUUUUUUGCAUCCGCCUCCAGCAGCCCAGGUCUAAUUUGCAGCAUAAGAUGAGUGUGCCUGAGCUCUGCCGUAAUUUCAGUGCCAUUGCUUGGUGCGGAAAGCUGAAUGCCAUUGCAUGUGCAUCUGAAACUUGUGCAAGAAUCCCAAGUUCAAAUGCAAAUCCACCGUUUUGGAUCCCGAUUCACAUUGUAAUACCAGAGCGUCCAACAGAAUGCACCGUUUUUAAUGUUAUAGCAGAUUCACCUCGUGACUCGGUUCAAUUUAUCGAAUGGUCUCCUACAGCAUGUCCUCGCGCUCUUCUCAUUGCUAAUUUCCAUGGAAGAAUAUCCAUCUGGACCCAACCUUCUCAAGGUCCAGCUAAUUUGGUAAGAGAUGCUAGCUGUUGGCAGAAAGAAUAUGAAUGGCGGCAGGAUAUUGCAGUUGUAACUAAGUGGUUAUCAGGUGUAUCUCCGUAGUACAGGUGGCUUUCGUCAAGGUCCGGUGGUGCCACAAAGUCAAUAUUUGAGGAGAAAUUCCUUUCUCAUCAACCACAGCCUCCAGCUGGAUGGCCAAAUUUCCUAUGUGUAUGCUCCGUCUUCAUAUCAGGAUCAGUUCAGCUGCAUUGGUCCCAAUGGCCACUUGAUCAGACUGGUCAGCCAAAGUGGUUUUGCACAAGCAAAGGGCUCUUGGGAGUUGGACCCAGUGGAAUUAUGGCUGCAGAUGCUAUUGUAACAGAUUCUGGAGCCUUACACGUGGCGGGUGUCCCAAUUGUGAAUCCAUCUACAGUAGUGGUUUGGGAGGUUAUGCCAGGCCCUGGAAAUGAAUUUCAAGCAACUCAGAAGGCAAGUCUGAGCAAUGGAGUUCCACGAUCACUUAAUCCUCCUACCUGGGACGGCUUUGCUCCUCUUGCUGCUUAUUUGUUUAGUUGGCAAGAGUUUUUAUUUCAAGAAGUAAAACAGGGUAAAAAACAUACAGAGUUAGACUAUAAUGACACAGUAGUUCUUCAUUGUUCACCAGUUUCCAACUUUUCUGCAUACGUGAGUCCUGAGGCUGCAGCUCAGCCAGCUGCUACCACUACAUGGGGUUCUGGUGUCACUGCUGUUGCAUUUGAUCCCACUCGUGGUGGCGAUGUGAUUGCUGUUGUGAUAGUUGAGGGACAAUACAUGUCCCCAUAUGAUCCAGAUGAAGGCCCUUCAGUCACAGGAUGGAGAGUUCAACGUUGGGAAUCUUCUGUGGAGGAUGUUGUUCUUCAUCAAAUAUUUGGUAAUCCGACGUCAAGUAUUGGUGGGCAAGCCCCUAAACAGACAGUUUGGGUGAGUAAGGUAAUUAAAUGUAUCCCUGCAUCUACUGAAUUUAAAAGUCCCCGAGCAGCUGGAGGUAUAUCUACACCUGAUAUGCAAACUGCUUCUGACCAUGCUAUUGAGAUGACGAAGAGGGUCACAUUUGAUCCUUUUGAUCUUCCAAGUGAUGUUAGAACCCUUGCUCGGAUUGUUUAUUCUGCUCAUGGAGGUGAAAUUGCAGUUGCUUUUUUAUGUGGUGGGGUUCAUGUUUUCUCAGGUCCAAGUUUCACCCCUAUUGGUAGCUACCAUAUUAAUGUUGGGCCUGCAAUUGCUGCUCCUGCAUUCUCUUCAACAAGUUGCUGCUCUGCUUCUGUUUGGCAUGACCCUAGCAAAGAUUGUUCCAUCUUGAAGAUAGUUCGGGUUCUUCCACCCGCUGUUCCAAGUAGUCAGGUGAAAGCUAACUCUGCUACAUGGGAACGUGCAGUUGCAGAGAGGUUUUGGUGGAGUCUUUUAGUGGGAGUUGAUUGGUGGGAUGCCGUUGGGUGUACCCAAAGUGCUGCGGAAGAUGGCAUUGUUUCACUGAACAGUGUCAUUGCAGUGCUGGAUGCAGAUUUUCACUCUCUUCCAUCUACAUACCAUCGGCAGCAAUAUGGGCCUAGCCUAGACAGGAUAAAGUGUAGGCUACUAGAAGGUACAAAUGCUCAAGAAGUCAGGGCUAUGGUUCUUGACAUGCAAGCAAGAUUGCUAUUGGAUAUGCUUGGCAAAGGAAUCGAAUCAGCUUUAAUGAAUCCAUCAGCUUUGGUCCCAGAACCAUGGCAAGCGUCCAGUGAUACACUAUUUGGUAUUGAUACUGAAGCAAUGUCUGUUGAUCCAGCUUUUGUUCCAAGCAUACAGGCUUAUGUUGAUGCCAUACUUGAUCUAGCUUCUCAUUUCAUCACACGUUUGCGGCGUUACGCAAGCUUCUGUCGCACGUUAGCUAGUCAUGCUGUGACUGCAGGCACUGGUGGGAGUCGGAAUUUGGUGAGCAAUCCUAUCCAAAGUUCUGCUUCUCCUGCAACAUCUCAGGGGACUCAGGGUGGUGGUUCUGCAAGCUCUACGGGAAGCACACAGAUGCAUGCAUGGGUACAGGGAGCCAUAGCAAAGAUUAGUGGCAGUGCAGAGAGUGCCACAAGUUCCGCCCCAAACCCAAUAAGUGGUCCAUCAACUCUUAUGCCGAUUAGUAUAAAUACUGGCACUUUCCCUGGAACUCCAGCUGUUAGACUCAUUGGGGAUUGUCAUUUUCUCCACCGACUAUGUCAGCUUUUGCAUUUCUGCUUCUUCUAUCGCCGGACACAAUUGCCACGCUAUAUUGGGGCAACUCAGAGGAAUACUGAUUCUUCGAUGCAAAAACCUCAGCAGCCUAUUACUCUUGCAAAACUAGAAGAAGCCAACUCUGCUGCCAAACCUACAUUAAAUGGUCAGCUUGGCUCAGGUGGGAAGGGAUCUGAUGAUGUUCUAUCUAACCGGUCCAGGAUUGGUUCUGGAAAUGCUGGACAAGGAUACACAUACGAUGAGGUGAAGGUACUAUUUCUUAUAUUAAUGGAUCUUUGCCGCCGGACAGCAAGCCUAGCACAUCCAUUGCCAGUUUCUCAGGUCGGGAGCAGCAAUAUACAGAUCCGGCUUCAUUACAUAGAUGGUAACUAUACUGUUUUGCCAGAAGUUGUAGAAGCUUCCCUUGGACCACAUAUGCAGCAGAACAUGCCACGGCCUAGAGGUGCUGACGCAGCAGGCUUGCUACUUCGUGAGUUAGAACUCCAUCCUCCUGCAGAAGAGUGGCACAGGAAGAAUGUGCACAGUGGACCCUGGUCUGAUGCACAAGAUGAUAAUGAUUCUUCAGUGGAUGAUGACCUUACACAUAGCCCAUCUAUAGAGAAAUUUGAGUGUAGCCUAUCAGAAGAACACUGCGAUGUUCUUCACUAUGGUGGAAGCAAUCGUUUAUGGCCAAGGAAGCGUAGAAUGUCGGAAAGGGAUGCAGCUUUUGGGUUAAACACUUCAGUGGGCCUCGGUGCAUAUCUUGGUAUAAUGGGCUCUCGCAGGGAUGUUGUGACUGCCAUAUGGAAGACAGGGCUUGAUGGUGUCUGGUACAAGUGCAUAAGAUGUUUGAGACAGACAUGUGCCUUCACGCCACCGGGGGCCACUCCUGCAAAUCUGAGCGAGAAGGAAAUAUGGUGGAUUAGCCGUUGGGCAUAUGGGUGCCCCAUGUGUGGCGGGACAUGGGUACGAGUUGUAUAGACUUGAUUGUAUGUAAGGGUCAUAGCAGGACUGAAGAAGUUGCCGGUUUUUUGUUCCCGUGUAGCAUUAUAUAAUUUAUAUUACGAGUAUAUUUUAACUAAUGAGGUGAUAAGUGAUUACUCUCUAAAGUCACCUGUAGGGAGUUGAGAGAGGAACAUUGUGUACAAAUGUACAGAAUGAUUAGUAUCUCUUUAAUCAGCACUCUGCCCCCCUUUUUGGAUGCAAUUCUAACGAUCUUCGCAUGUGGUCUAUAUCAUUAUUAUAUGUACC
Molecule: messenger RNA, 4579 nt
Organism: Cuscuta epithymum
Lineage: Eukaryota; Viridiplantae; Streptophyta; Magnoliopsida; Solanales; Convolvulaceae
Source: the annotation of a GenBank genome assembly